GCCCACCGGAAGCGAGUUCAUACACACAUACAAGCUCAGCAAUGGAAAAUGUGGCGAGUCUCUGCUCCUCUAUAACUUUACAAGACUCACAACAAGAGUCGACCGACGGUGUGUCAACAGAAGAUGGCUUUGUGGACCCUUUCGUGGACUUAGCUGAGCUUCCGUGCGAGGCUGAAGAAAGAAGACCAACGUGUUUACGGUGCCGGCGCCCUGAGAAGGUGUGUCUGUGCCCUUAUCUCCCCCCGCAACCCCUGGAGGUGUCCACCAAGCUCUACAUAGUCCAGCACCCAGCUGAGGAGAGUCGGGUUCUUCGCACUGUUCCACUUCUGGCUGCUUGUUUGCCUCCAGGGAAGUGUGAAGUCAUCGUCGGGAGGCAGUUCAACGACACAAAGAAUCCCGAGCUGGCGUCUGUGUGCAGAGACAGUCGGACUCUGAUCCUCUACCCGGGUCCCAAGUCCAAGAACCUCGACGAGCUGGUACAGGUUGAAGAACUGGGCAAAGGCGCUUACAAUGUCAUCAUUUUGGAUGGGACGUGGAGACAGGCCAAGAAGCUGUUCUUCAAAAACAGCCUGUUCCAUAUCCCGAAGCAGGUGCAGCUGAAUAGAACCCUUUGCAGUCAGUACGUGAUCCGAACUCAGCCCUCUAACAUCUGCCUGUCCACGCUGGAGUGUGCCGCCGUCGCCCUGUCCAUCCUGGAGCGUGAUGAGAGCAUCCACGAGGUGAUGCUCCGCCCCCUUCAAGCGCUGUGCUCCUUCCAGCUGCAGCACGGAGCCCAGGUACAUCACAGCAAAGAACACUUGCUGAAGAACGGCCUGUACGACAAACCCAUGCCCAAGAACAAACGCAAACUCAACAUGAUGGAGAAACUGCUGACAGACCGGCACAUCUGCCCCAGAUGAGAGCUGGGCCAGACCGAAGCCGAGUGAAAACGAGUCGCUGAUCGUCGCUCAGCUUUUGGGAGCAGGUUCUGACGUGACGUGGAGCGCUGAGCCUCGGUGGUCGCAUCCAGUCUCCCUCAGAGCAGUUCAUCCCAGGAGGAGUCUGUUGCUUUGUGUUAUUUAUAUGAAGAGUAUUUUCGUGGCAGUCGGCACAAAUAAGUGUUUGUUGCCGAGGGUUUGAAACCUUUAUGAACCCUUGCUUGUGAAUGAAGGGAAUCUGGUGCUGCGCAUGGCGGUUGUCAUGGCAACAACAGGGCGCACCGAUGGCAACUAUCAAACUUCUGAAGUUGCUUUCUCUAAGAUCUGUUUGAUCAAUUUAUUUUGUAGCAAUAAAUCUGUUUUUCACAGA
This is a messenger RNA of Synchiropus splendidus (mandarinfish), 1287 nucleotides long. RefSeq names its product DTW domain containing 2 (gene dtwd2). The record is from RefSeq and is a predicted model, not a curated record. Lineage: Eukaryota; Metazoa; Chordata; Actinopteri; Syngnathiformes; Callionymidae. The transcript has 6 exons. Bases 42 to 899 code for a protein of 285 amino acids.